GAAACUAGGAAAUAAAUAAUCGAGGUUCUUUCGUACUCGUAUAUCAUUCACUGACAGGCCUAUGUUCUAUAUAUAUAGCUCACUCGUAUUGGGGAAUCGCCGGCCCAUAUCCCGCACCCUGAUCAUGGCACCCAUGCGUACGACCUGCUUCCUCCAUCACACACUUACAACAUACAAGGUUCACUUGUCUACGUCCAUUAUUCCAUUUCCCGCAGCGUCAGCUGCGUCAAGGCUCGUGAGUGUGCCCAGCCUUGCGCAGCAGACAGUCAUCCUCUGGUUCCAUUUUUAGGACCGGGCAUGUCUACAGGGUCUUCUUAUUCGUGGUUCACAAGCCUGCCGCCAUUGGUCAUAACUCACCUGGUUUUCUCCCGACUGGUCCAUGGACUCGAUGUCAGCAUACACACUUUACAGCGUUAGCUGUCAUAACCAAUGGGGAACCCAAGCGACCCCAUUAGCAUGAUGGACAGCGCUCGACCACCGCUAAUGAGCGCUAGCAUGCUAGCCACCUACACCGGAGGAUUCCACAAAUGCGCGCGCAGCCAAGGCAUGGCCGAGGUCAAACAUAGGUCAUCGCAAGGCCGGUUAUACCGCAGUACGCAUGGCCCUGUACCUUCAUGUACGUACGUACGCUCCUUGACACUGUGUCACGAGCUCCCACCGCGCAAUUCGCUUGUGCUUUGCGCUCGUCCAUUUCAUCCCAGUUCCUGGACACGUUAG
Molecule: messenger RNA, 717 nt
Organism: Heterobasidion irregulare TC 32-1
Lineage: Eukaryota; Fungi; Basidiomycota; Agaricomycetes; Russulales; Bondarzewiaceae
Exons: 1
Coding region: 430-717 (95 amino acids)
Source: RefSeq, a predicted model, not a curated record